AUGACAAGAGCUGAGAUGUCGUCUGAUGAUGAAGAUACACCUUUAUCUCAAACUAUUUCAAGAAAAAAUCAGAGAGUAAGGAAAAUUGUUCCUGAAGAGGAUUCUGAUUAUGAUAGUGAUGAUGUUUUGUCUAAACAACCAAAAAAGAAAAAGACAAAAACUUUAUCAAAGGAAAAAAAAAUUAAAGUUAAAUCAGAUAGUGAUGAUGAUGAUGAUGAAGUAAUGUCUAAGAAACUUGAAAAGAAGAAAAAAAAGAAGAAAACCAAAACAAUUAAAAAAUCUAUUAAGAAAGAAAAAGAGACAGAAAAUGAUUUGAAGGAAGAAGAAAAUAACGAUGAUGAAGAGGAAGACAAAGAAGAAUCUUAUAAAUGGUGGGAAGAAGGAGAUGUGAAAGAUAAUGGUUGGACAAGUCUUGUUCAUAAUGGUGUCAUGUUUCCUCCUGAAUAUGAACCAUUACCAUCGCAUAUUAAGCUUUAUUAUGAUAAUCAACCUGUAGAAUUACCACCAGAAGCUGAAGAAGUUGCUGGAUUUUAUGCUGCAUUGUUAGAGACAGAUCAUGGUAAAAAUCCAGUAUUUCAAAAAAAUUUCUUUAACGAUUUUUUACAAAUCUUAAAAGAAAAUGGUGGUACAUUAAAUGGUAUUGAAAUUAAAAGUUUUGAUAAAUGUGAUUUCUCUAAGAUUUAUAAUUAUUUUGAAGUUUUAAAAGAGGAGAAAAAAAAAUUAUCCGCUCAAGAGAAGAAAGAAUUAAGACUUGAAAGACAAAAGGAGGAAGAAAUUUAUAAAUUUUGUGAAUUGAAUGGUAGAAAAGAACAAGUUGGUAAUUUUAGAGUUGAACCCCCUGAUUUAUUUAGAGGUCGUGGUAAACAUCCAAAGACUGGUAAAUUAAAACGUAGAGUUCAUCCUGAAGAUAUUGUAUUAAAUUUAAGUAAGGAUGCACCAAUCCCUAAGCCACCAAAGGGACAUAAAUGGGGUGAAAUCAGACAUGAUCCAAACGUUCAAUGGUUAGCCAUGUGGCGUGAAAAUAUUUUUAAUUCAUUUAAAUAUGUUAGACUGGCCGCUAACUCUUCAUUAAAGGGACAAAGUGAUUUAAAGAAGUUUGAAAAGGCUCGUGAAUUGAAGUCUCAUAUUGAUUCUAUUAGACGUGAUUAUAAAAGAAGCUUAAAGAGUAAAGUCAUGUUAGAACGUCAGAAGGCUGUUGCUAUUUAUCUUAUCGAUGUAUUUGCAUUAAGAGCAGGUGGUGAAAAAUCAGAAGAUGAAGCAGAUACAGUUGGUUGUUGUUCCUUACGGUAUGAACAUGUUACUUUACAACCACCGAAUAUUGUUAUCUUUGAUUUCUUAGGUAAGGAUUCUAUUCGUUUUUAUCAAGAAGUUGAGGUUGAUAAACAAGUCUUUAAAGAUUUAAUUAUUUUUAAGAGACCUCCAAAACAACCAGGUCAUCAAUUAUUUGACAGAUUAGAUCCAUCUAUCCUAAACAAACAUUUGCAGAGUUAUAUGCCAGGUCUUACCGCUAAGGUGUUCCGUACUUAUAAUGCUUCAAAGACAAUGCAAGAUCAAUUGGAUUUAAUUCCAAAUGAAGGUUCUGUUGCUGAAAAACUAUUAAGAUACAAUGCAGCAAAUAGAACUGUGGCCAUUUUAUGUAACCAUCAACGGUCUGUCACAAAGGGUCAUGCUCAAUCUGUUCAAAAGGCAAAUUUUAGAAUCAAAGAACUUAUAUGGCAACGUAUAAGGUUAAAGAAAAGUAUAUUACAAUUGGAUAAAAAAUUACGUAAAAAGAAUCCGAAAUUUUAUGCCGAAAUCGAUGAUUUAACAAAAGAAGAUGAAAUUGAGAUUCACGAAAAGAUUAUUGAACGUGAAAAUGAAAAAUAUCAACGUAAAUUUGUUCGUGAAAAUGACAAACGUAAGUUUGAAAAUGAAGAAUUAUUAGAGGAAAAAGUUUUAAAUGAAUGGCUAGAGAAAGUAGAAGAUUUAAAGAAAGAAUUCGCUGAAGAAAUAAAAACUGGUGAGAUUGUUUUAAAACCAACUUUAAACACUGUUGAAAAAUUAGAGAAACAAAUCGAGAGAUUAGACUUAAGAAUUGAAACUUCUUCAAUUCAAUUAAAGGAUAAAGAAGAAAAUUCUGAAGUCUCUCUAGGUACUUCCAAGAUUAAUUAUAUCGAUCCUAGAUUAUCAGUAGUCUUUUGCAAGAAAUUUGGAGUCCCCAUCGAGAAGAUUUUCACUAAGUCUCUUAGAGAAAAAUUUACUUGGGCUAUUGAAUCCGUUGACGAGAAUUGGAGGUUCUAG
Messenger RNA from Maudiozyma saulgeensis, 2280 nucleotides. NCBI's taxonomy places the organism in Eukaryota, Fungi, Ascomycota, Saccharomycetes, Saccharomycetales, Saccharomycetaceae. The record is from the annotation of a GenBank genome assembly.